This is a messenger RNA of Caretta caretta (loggerhead turtle), 2525 nucleotides long. Its product is annotated as prospero homeobox protein 1. Gene Ontology annotation, cellular component: nucleus. Gene Ontology annotation, biological process: regulation of transcription by RNA polymerase II. Gene Ontology annotation, molecular function: RNA polymerase II cis-regulatory region sequence-specific DNA binding; DNA-binding transcription factor activity, RNA polymerase II-specific. The record is from RefSeq and is a predicted model, not a curated record. NCBI's taxonomy places the organism in Eukaryota, Metazoa, Chordata, Testudines, Cheloniidae.
GAGUGAGGUGCCCCCAUUAUAGCCCUUCCCCUGGUUGCUCCUUAACCCCAUCAUUCCCAGGAGGGCCUCACCCCUGGGCACCUGAAGAAGGCCAAGCUGAUGUUCUUCUACACUCGCUACCCCAGUUCCGGGACGCUCAAGACCUAUUUCUCCGACGUCAAGUUCAAUCGCUGCAUCACGUCCCAGCUCAUCAAGUGGUUCAGCAACUUCCGGGAGUUCUUCUACAUCCAGAUGGAGAAGUUCUCACGCCAGGCAUUGAGCGAUGGGGUGCUCAGCGUCGAGAUGCUGACUGUCACCCGGGACUCGGAGCUGGCACGUGUCCUCAACCAGCACUACAACAAAGCCAAUGACUACGAGAUCCCCAGCAAGUUCCUGGAGGUCUCCCAGAUCACCCUGCGUGAAUUCUUUAGUGCCAUCUCCCGGGGCUGUGAUGCUGACCCCUCCUGGAAGAAAUCCAUCUACAAGCCCCAAUCCCUGCAGGAAAGAGUGGGAGACACCUAGGACCCGCAAGCUGGGAGCUGCCAUCGCUGCGAGGCUGCUGCUACUCCAUCGGGGCCGGGAGCUGACCCCAUAGUCUUGGGACAGAGACCAAAGGAAUUGCAUGUAUUUCCACGGGACAGGUCAAUAGGAGAACAGCAGGAGGUGGUAAAGGAAAUUCACCCCGGCAGCCUGUAACAUCUCUAGAGGAGACACCCCCUGGAGCACUGCGCGUACACGAGAUCGAACUGGAUUCUCGAGGGCACAACAGACAAAGAAAGCAGUUUUGGAUAAAUAGCCUGGUUUUAACCUGACUCAAGGCCUUCUUCCUGAUCCAGCAAACAGCCAGCAUGGAUUUUUCUGGUCCUGCUUGCAGGCAGGGGGCUCAGAGGCAGUGAAGCGUGGAUCUGGGCCUUGCAGCAGUCAGUCUGCAGAAAGCCAGCCUGGAGUAAGCAUCUUUUCCCUAGGACACUCCAAGUGCUUUACACCCCUGAACAGUUCAAACACUGGGGACCCCCACACUACCCAGGAGGUGCACGGCAAACCCGGAGUCCUCUUCUCCCGGACGCCACAGAUGCUCUUGGAAAGUCCUGUGGAUCAUGUGAUCAGCUAACUAACUAUGAUGGGCCUCAUCCUCAGUUAUGCCACCCUGAAGUUCGACUGCUCUGGGGUGUAGAUGGGCUCCUGGGGAUUCCCCCCCUCAAAGGGGGAGGGGCCUUCCCAAGGGGUGUAGAACUGGUGUAAGGGGAGUGCACUGCGCCCUGGCUACUCUAUCCCACUGCAGGCCAUGGGAAGGCUGCUCCAGUUCAUGCUGUGGAGGGCAAAGAUUAAGGCCCUGUCUACACUCAAACCAAAUCCAUCCCCUCCCAGUUAAGCUGACCUCACCCCCUGGCAUAGACAUGGACGUAGCUACUGCUUCUCUGGGAGGCAGAUUAACUGAGAGACCCUCCUGUCGCUGCAGCAAAUGUCUACACCAAAGCGCUACGGCUCGGCCAUUGUAGCAUGUCAAGUGUAGGCAAGACCCUAAAGCCACCUUCUCCCUGUCUCAAAUGCAGGGACAGUGCAACUGAGAAAUCGGUUUUAAAGAGUGGGGAGACAGUAACUGGGCCUCAGGACACCUGGGUUCUGUUCCCACCUCUACCACUGACCUGCUGUGUGAUGACUAGAGCAAGUCAUUUGAUCACUUGCUGCCUCAGUUUCCCCUCCCACCCUGUGUCUGUUUAGGCUGUGAGCUCUUCAGGUCAGGGACUGUGGGUCUGUCCAGCAUGAUAGGGGCCCCGAGCUCCGUUCAGCUCCUAGGAGCUACCAGAAUACAAAUAAUAAAUGUGCUCUCAGGACAGAGUUAUGUUAUCUGAGGCCAUUCCCUAGCUUUUAACUCUGCAGCCUUCAUGCAAGGGGCGGUCUGGUAUUGCCUUGGCUGGUUGGUCGUUUCAAAGAAAAAAGUUUUCCCAGAUCCUGGAAUUAUUUGGCUCAACAGCCCUGAACUAGCGUGUGCAGUGUGACAGACGGGCACUGAGGGUGGCACUGCCCACUCCAUGAGGUGGGGGGAACCUCCUGCAUUGGUGUAGACUGCACACUAUGCAAGGGACGUCUCCCAUGUGCCAAGAUGCAGCCACAUCUGGGCUGGGGCAUAGGGACUGUUUGAACAAUCACAGCAAUGGUGCAUAAGAGUCCAGGGCAGGAAGGCAGCUGGCAUGGUGUGACGUGAGGGGCUGUCUCUGCUUUGUGCUGUGCAGAGGUUAAUACGCUGAUCACUCUGGCCUGCCCUAGGGCCCUGGUGAAAAUAACAUCAUGAGGGAGACAGUCAUAGUUUGGAGAGCAGCCCUGGUGUGGGGGUGGGACUGAGUCAGACCCACUGAGGUGAGUGACAACCCCUCCCCCACACACCUUGUUUCUCCUGUUAGCCAGAUCCUUCUCCAGGCCUGCUGCGCCUCCUGCAUCAGUUACAGCCCCCCAGCUCAGCGAUCCGUGCUCCUCGCUAGCUGGGGCUGUUUAUAACAGGGAUCCCUCGCUCUGGUAGCCGCGCUGGGGUGGGUUUAUUGAGCUAG